This is a messenger RNA of Pseudomyrmex gracilis, 768 nucleotides long. RefSeq lists its product as uncharacterized. Gene Ontology annotation, molecular function: nucleic acid binding; RNA-DNA hybrid ribonuclease activity. The coding region runs from base 1 to 768 and encodes 255 amino acids. The transcript is spliced from 2 exons. The record is from RefSeq and is a predicted model, not a curated record. Gene Ontology annotation, biological process: DNA replication, removal of RNA primer. Lineage: Eukaryota; Metazoa; Arthropoda; Insecta; Hymenoptera; Formicidae.
AUGAGAGUAGGCAGUAUAGAAUUGACUGUCAUCAGCGUUGCCAAACUCACAGCAUAUAGACUAAGGUGUCAGGGGGAGUGGAGAGAUUUCGGAGUAGGUCAUACCAGGCUCGAGUUUCUUCACAAACCUCCCUUUACCUUAAAGCAAGAUAGAAUAUCCAGAAUACGCCAAGUGGACAAGGCGUUCUCCAUAAACUUGACCACCAGGGCAAACUGGAAAAACAAAAAUCUUCAGAUCCAGCCGGGCACUCAUGCAUGGUUUACUGAUGGAUCUGGAGCAAACGGCUGCUAUGGAGCAGGCAUCUACUGUCCAGGAUCAAAUCACAGAGAGUUUUUCUCUCUGGGUAAAUUGGCCACGGUCUUUCAAGCGGAAGUCCUGGCCAUUCUGGAAUGUGCAAGACUCUUACUCUCAAGAGAAACGAAAACUAGGAGGAUCAAUAUCUAUACGGAUAGCAAUGCAGCCAUAAGAGCUCUUGCCAAGACCAUCACUGAAUCUUUAGUGGUUUGGGACUGUAUGCAAGCUCUAAACAGAUUUGGCGAGCGAAUCAACAUCACGCUUGUCUGGGUACCUGGCCACCAAGGUAUCCAAGGAAAUGAAGUGGCUGAUAGUCUGGCAAAACUGGGUACCUUAGAGAAACCAGUCUGCCAGAUAGUUGGAGUUCCCUUUGCAACAGGGAAAAACCAUAUCAAGGACUGGCUGAAAAGGGAGCACAGGAUCUCUUGGGAGAUACUGAAGAGCUGCCGCCAAGCUAAGGCCCUGAUGACUUAG